Dovyalis caffra is the source of this 1014-nucleotide messenger RNA. The record is from the annotation of a GenBank genome assembly. NCBI's taxonomy places the organism in Eukaryota, Viridiplantae, Streptophyta, Magnoliopsida, Malpighiales, Salicaceae.
AUGAGUGAAGAAACAGAAGCAAAAGCAGAAGCAGAGUACUUCUGCAAAGACUUCGAGUGGGAAACACUAAAACAAGAAAUAGAAAACAACCCUUCUUGUCAAUACCACUUACUCCCUUUCACUUCUCCUCCUUCUCCUUCUCAACAAGAAGCAGUUCAAGAAAGUGAAGAUUCAAAAGCAUGGCAAAGGUUCCAUCUUUGCCAUUCCUCUGGCAAAUUCUUUAAGGAGAGAAGGUAUUUGUUGAAGGAAUACCCUGAGUUGGUUUCUUGUAAAGAGUUUUCAAAGGUUUUAGAAAUUGGCUGUGGCAAUGGCAGUUCUGUUAUUCCUAUCUUACGUGGCAACAAGGACAUUAUUGUAUAUGCUUGUGAUUGUAGCAGUGAGACUCUUGAGAGGGCUAAAGAGAUUGUUCAUUCCACUAAUAUAUUCAUAGUCCAAAACCGUUUCCACCCAUUCUUUUGUGAUUUUGCUUUUACUGGGUUUCCAAAAUGGUUGGUUUGUGAUUCUUGCAAAGAAAUUUUUUCACUGAAACAGCAACAAUGCUCUGCAGAGGGUGGCGUGGCAGAUAAGAGUGGCUUAUAUUUGUCUAGAGAAUGCGGCUGUUGCAUUGGUGGGGUUGAUUUUGUUACUUUGAUAUUCACACUAUCAGCAGUGCCCCUAAAAAGAAUGCCCACAGCCAUCAUGGAGUGCUUUUCUGUCCUGAAGCCUGGUGGCCUGCUCCUUUUCAGGGAUUAUGGGCUCUAUGACAUGACUAUGCUGCGAUUUGAGCCGGAAAAGAGAGUGGGGUUCCGAGAAUACAUGCGAUCAGAUGGAACUCGUUCUUAUUUCUUCUGUCUGGAUACUGUUAGAGAUCUUUUUGUGGGUGUAGGAUUCGUUGAGCUUGAGCUUGAGUAUUGUUGUGUCAAGUCUGAGAAUCGCCGUAAAGGGAAGAGCAUGCAGAGGAGAGAUGAUGAUGAAGAAGAAGAAGAAGAAAAGGCAAUUUUGGUGGUGAAGGAGGAAGCUUUUGACCCCAAUUAA